AGUUAUCAUCACUUCAUUUCAUCCCAAACCAAAACGGCGCCGUCUUGAUUUUCUUUUCUGGAAACACUGGAUAUCUCUGCAGAAGAGGGGAGGAUGGGAAUUACAGAAGCAGCUGCGGUCAUGGGAGAUGCCAGCAGCAGCAACACCUCCGAUGCCGGACCUAGUGGAAGCGGCGGCGGCGUACGGACCUUUCCGCUGGCGGCGCAGCCAGAAAUAAUGAGAGCAGCUGAGAAGGACGAGCAGUACGCUUCCUUCGUCUACGACGCCUGCCGCGACGCCUUCCGCCACCUCUUUGGUACAAGAGUUGCUGUUGCAUAUCAGAGUGAGACAAAGCUUUUGGGCCAGAUGCUCUAUUUCCUAUUAACCACUGGUGCAGGAAAACAGACCCUCGGAGAAGAGUAUUGUGACAUCACUCAGGUUGCAGGACCACAUGGACUUCCUCCAACUCCGGCAAGGCGCUCUCUUUUUAUUCUUUACCAGACAGCAUUCCCGUAUAUUGCUGAAAGGAUAAGCUCGCGUAUUGCUUCCCAAGGUCUUACUAUGGCUGAUUUACUAUCUAAUGACGCCAUGGAUGCUGAAAGUACCUCUAGCAGUCAAAUUCAUUUAUCUGGAAACUCUGAAGUUACAUCAUCAACUUUGUCAAGAUUGAAAGCCAGAAUAGCUGGAAUGUGGUCCUCUGCAGUUCGGAGGUUGCCCUCAGUGCUACCUAUAGGCCGUGAGCUUUUCAUGUUGCUUCUUCGGACAAACCUCAUGUUCUUUUAUUUUGAAGGCCUAUAUUAUCAUUUGUCAAAACGAGCUUCUGGAAUUCGUUAUGUGUUUAUUGGCAAACCAACCAAUCAAAGGCCUAGAUAUCAAAUAUUGGGCGUUUUCCUUCUAGUUCAGCUCUGUAUAAUCGCUGCUGAAGGAUUAAGGAGGAGCAAUUUAUCUUCUCUUGCAACUUCGAUUCAGCCUACAUCCCUCGGAGAUUAUCGAACUUCAACAGGAAGAGGUUUACCCAUCUUAAACGAGGAAGGCCAUCUCAUAGCUGACGACUCUGCAAAGACUAGUUUGGUAUCAGAAUCUGCAUCUACUUCAGAGUCUCAAGUGAUUGGAGUGAGCAAAUGCACACUCUGCCUGAGCAACCGCCAGUCCCCAACAGCCACUCCUUGCGGCCACGUGUUUUGCUGGAACUGCAUUAUGGAGUGGUGUAAUGAGAAGCCAGAGUGCCCUCUGUGUCGUUCGCCUGUGACUCAUUCAAGCCUCGUUUGCUUGUAUCAUUCCGAUUUUUAGAUACGGGAAGAGAUCCGUCGUGAUUCCGUUUUCAGAUUGUAGAUUAGUACAAUGUAUUAUUCGUCAAAAUAGCAAUUUCUACUAUGUGAACCUAAAUUAGAACUGAAGAGUAAAGAACAUUGGUUGUCUUUACCAAUUUGUAAAACAUAAUAAUCUUGGUUUCUGAUUUCAUUAAAUUUCACAACUUUCUAUUUA
Molecule: messenger RNA, 1464 nt
Organism: Salvia hispanica
Lineage: Eukaryota; Viridiplantae; Streptophyta; Magnoliopsida; Lamiales; Lamiaceae
Gene: PEX10
Product: peroxin 10
Biological process (GO): protein import into peroxisome matrix
Cellular component (GO): peroxisomal membrane
Molecular function (GO): zinc ion binding
Source: RefSeq, a predicted model, not a curated record